Molecule: messenger RNA, 531 nt
Organism: Owenia fusiformis
Lineage: Eukaryota; Metazoa; Annelida; Polychaeta; Sabellida; Oweniidae
Source: the annotation of a GenBank genome assembly
CUGCCAAACAACGGUCAAUACAACAAGAACACAAGCUAUCAUUAAAAAUCUAAGUAACAAUUACAACUAGUAGUUCAGCACACAUCACAACAAUAUAAUAGCAACACAGGUAAACACAACUGAUGACAACACAAGUCAACACACGACUUACGGCGACAUUGAUCAAAAACACAAUUGCAAAUACAAGACAACAGGCCUACAGCAUUGCCACUCCGCAACAAAAUCAAUUAUACUGGCAUUUCAACACACUAAACACCUUACAACAUAACAUGCUAAAAUUUACCGUAUCAGUGUACAAUAUAUCAUUACAAAAUGCCAUAUUUCGACAUAACAUGCUACAAUGUACCGUAUCAGUGUACAACAUAUCACUACAAAAUGCCAUAUUUCGACAUAAGAUCCUACAAAUCAAUGUGCCGUCUCAAUGGACAAAAAAUGUCAUAUUUCAAAACAGCAUGCUAUUAGAUGUGCCAUACCCAGUACACAGCAUAUCACAAAAUGCCAUAAUUCAACAUAGUAUGCUGUGCCAUACCA